Pungitius pungitius (ninespine stickleback) is the source of this 1184-nucleotide messenger RNA. RefSeq names its product charged multivesicular body protein 5a (gene chmp5a). Gene Ontology annotation, biological process: vesicle budding from membrane; late endosome to vacuole transport via multivesicular body sorting pathway. Gene Ontology annotation, cellular component: multivesicular body. The transcript has 8 exons. The record is from RefSeq and is a predicted model, not a curated record. The coding region runs from base 123 to 785 and encodes 220 amino acids. NCBI's taxonomy places the organism in Eukaryota, Metazoa, Chordata, Actinopteri, Perciformes, Gasterosteidae.
AACCGUUUGCGUCGGACCCGUCGCUUCCGGGUGUCUUCGAGGGAGAGAUCCUUCUUCAUCUUUUUGUAUAACUGUUACCCCAAAUAAGCCCAAAAGCUCCGUGGUCAACCAACGCUUUGAAAAUGAACAGAAUAUUCGGACGCGGGAAACCGAAAACGCCUCCUCCGAAUCUGUCGGACUGUAUCGGCAACGUCGAUGCAAGGUCAGAGUCCAUAGAGAAGAAGAUCGGCAGACUGGACGCUGAGCUGGUGAAGUACAAGGAUCAGAUGAAGAAGAUGAGAGAGGGGCCCUCGAAGAACAUGGUGAAACAGAAGGCCAUGAGGGUCCUGAAGCAAAAGAGAAUGUAUGAAGGUCAAAGAGAGCAGCUGGCUCAGCAGUCUUUUAACAUGGAGCAGGCAAACUACACCAUCCAGACAUUAAAGGACACCAAAACAACCGUGGAGGCCAUGAAGAUCGGUGCAAAGGAAAUGAAAAGGGCUUACAAGGACGUCAAGCUGGAUCAGAUUGACGAUUUGCAGGACCAGCUGGAGGACAUGAUGGAGGACGCCGGCGAGGUGCAAGAGGCCUUGAGCCGCAGCUACGGCACUCCAGAGAUAGAUGAGGAUGAUCUUGAAGCAGAGCUGGACGCUCUUGGCGAUGAGCUGCUGCUGGACGACGACAGCUCCUACCUGGACGAGGCCUCAGCUGCCCCGUCCAUCCCUGAGGGUUUGCCCAGUGACGGCAAGACCAACAAGGACGGCGUCUUGGUGGAUGAGUUUGGUCUGCCGCAGAUUCCUGCCUCAUAGACGAGGACCGGAUUGAGACAACUGCACUUCAACUGAAAACACUUUUAUAAGUAGAGUAACAUUUAUACAUGCAGAACCUUUGCCCCGAGAACACUUGGGUCUGGAAGCUCGCCUGGUGUCGGGUCGUGUACCGUUACCACUACCGUGCUAGCACGUGGCCUUGUUACACGCUGAACCUUUUUUAAAAACACUACUUCCCCUUUGUCCCAUCUACCACGUGUCAGUCUUGUCCAUUGCCAGUAUUACCUAGUUAAUUUUUAAAUGUCUUACUUGUCUUGUGUUCUAGUUUUCUGUGUCGUUCAGUCUCCACCAUUUUGUGGAGAUGAUUCCCUCCGUUAAAAUGUCUGCGAGUUAUAAUGAAACAUGCAAAAUAAAUGAUGUGGUUUCAUUUAUGCUUUA